GCGACACUAGCUAGUUCUUUUUGUUUAGGGGUUAAAUUUUAAUUACGGAAACAUACUAGUAAAGUCUAAACAUUCUCACUUGUGCCCAACCCAUCGUCUUCUCUCGUGCAAUCGAAAAUGCAGCAGGCUGGAACUUCGGGCUCCGAAGUGGAGGUAACAUGGGAGGAUCAGCAGAAUAUUAACAAAUUUGGCAGAUUGAAUAAUCGUCUUCACGAACUCAAUGAUGAAAUCAAGGCCGCCAAGGAAAAAUGUGAAAACCUUGAGGAUGCAAGCAACGAGCUUAUUCUGACCGAUGAAGAGAUAGUGCGCUUCCAGAUAGGGGAAGUUUUUGCUCAUGUGCCAAAGGAGGAAGUGGAGAGCAGGAUAGAGAAACUGCAAGAGGAAACUAGCAAGAACUUGGAGAAACUAGAGGAAGAGAAAGAAUCAAUAGUUGCCCAGAUGGCUGAACUUAAGAAGAUAUUAUAUGGCAAAUUCAAGGAUUCAAUCAAUCUUGAGGAGGACUAAUAAAAUUUCAUAAUUUUUCGUUCGAAUUUGCUGUUGGUUGAAGAGUGCUCCUCUUGAUUGGAUUUUUUCAUGUCUUUUGUCUUAAAACAGUUUUGAGAUUCUUAAUUGCCUCAACUAUAUUUUAAAACAUGCAGGUUCUUAUGUAUUCUGUUUCUUUUCUUUUACCCUUUACUUAAGAGGGGAAUAUAGCAGUUGUGCUUAAUUGUGCUUUUGUAUAAACAAGAUAUAAUUGUGACA
Molecule: messenger RNA, 741 nt
Organism: Solanum pennellii
Lineage: Eukaryota; Viridiplantae; Streptophyta; Magnoliopsida; Solanales; Solanaceae
Product: probable prefoldin subunit 4
Exons: 3
Coding region: 118-504 (128 amino acids)
Biological process (GO): protein folding
Cellular component (GO): cytoplasm; prefoldin complex
Source: RefSeq, a predicted model, not a curated record